UAGUACAGUUGCGCUCAAUACGCACAUUCAGCACCAAGAAAACAAAAAUGUUGUAAUAACUAAUCUAGGAAAGGAGAAGUGUAAACCGUGGCACUUCACCAAUAACCAUGUCGCAGAGCUGAUCUAAUUUAUCUGAGAUGUCAAACUGUGUUCCGCAGAGCAAAUUAAAGAGGAUUUGUGUAGCUCAAAUUUUUUUCCAUGGAUAGGAUGUAUGGCUUUGGACUUCGUAUCGCACUGGUGGUGGCACUAAAUUUGAAAAUCCUUAGGGCAGCAUCCGAUGAAAGCGGCAACCUUAAGGUAACAGCAGAUCUCUUCUAUCAACCGGGCAUCUUCUCAGACAAAAAUGUCGAAUCGGGAACUGGCCCAAGUUUGUGGCCAGAUCGGAAAGCGAUUCCGUAUUACAUCAGCAGCGAAUUUGAUGUACCAGAACAGCAUGCGAUUCUUCAAGCUCUUCGUACCACGGAAAAAAUUACAGGAGGCUGUAUUUUUUUCAAGCCUAGAACCGACGAGAGUGACUUUAUCUACUUUCUCGGAAAUUUUCAGGACUUAUGCGACUCAAGCGUGGGAAGACGUGGAGGGUUGCAGUACAUUCAUUUGGCCCGCGCCGGAAUUUUUUCCACAAGAUCAUGUUUGGACACGGGAAGCAUCCAGCACGAGGUCAUGCACACUUUGGGCUUUUACCACGAGCAUGAACGCCCGGACCGUGAUCACUAUAUCAACAUACGCUACGACAACAUCCAGUUUGACCAAUACAAUAAUUUCGCUGUCGAAUCGUCCAUGUACACUUUCGGAGUCAAAUAUGACUACCAUUCCGUUGUGCAGUAUGAGGCCUUCGGUGAUCCCAUAAACCCUCUGAUCCCUGUGAUUGUACCAAAAACAGGUCUGGUUGUUCGUAUGGGACGAGAUAAGCGGAUGAGCCCGAGCGAUAUCGCUAAGAUUGCCUUGGCCUACAAAUGCCCGCUAACCAUUUUUCCCGGCAGCUUAACGGCCUCGGAAAGCCAAAACUUUCCAAAUUUCUCCCUUGAGCCGUUGACGGAAGACCAGUGUCAGCUGCAGUUCAACGCCUACUGCGCGUCUGACCUAACCACGCAGACAACCUGUGGAGAGCGAAAUUAUUUUCGUGUUGUCUGCCAGUCAGAUGCAGCGGUGCCGGUGCUGGAAAGUAUGGCCUUUGAUAUGGCCAAAGAUCUUUUACGACCGGCGUCCAUCCAGGUAGACGAACAAAUUAUCGACGAAUAUUUAUUUGCACCGAUUUCGACACAAGUCUUGAAGCUGCAGUUACGCAACUGCUUCACGGACCGCGUGACGCACAGACUCAACCAGCUGAACUUUGUUAAUUUAUUGCAUUUUGAACUUCACCACUGUCACGACCUGGUCGUCCAAAAAACAGACUUUAUGCUAACUCCACGGCUGCGAAUAAUAAUCCUUUACAACAGCACCGUCAGCGUCUUGGAGCCUGGCUCUUUUACGGAUUUGUCAGAACUGCGGGUUCUUUCCUUGGAAGCCUUAUCGGACAGCCAGAAAAACUACAAUUUCGAGCCGACCUAUCGUGAUUACUUGCGCCGUCUGCACUGCAGCUGUAAAUUUGCCGGAUAUCGAUCAUGGUGGCGAAGUAAUAAGCAACUGCGCUUAAGAGUGAAGAAGGAAGAAAUAUAUUCUUUCGAUGGGCCUACCUUUUCCCUCUUCAGUAACGAUGACUUUAACAAAGAAGACCUGUAUCAUCCCAUCAACUGUGAUGCUGAACCGUUCCCUCUCAGCACUGAGUGGAUCAACUAUUAUGCACACGUUGAAUACUCCAUCAACGACCCACAAUGUCGCCUAACUCCCACUGUAACAUCCACUGCAGCUCCAUAUACAACUCUGAUAGUAAAUCCCACUACAGCUUCCACUACAACACCCACUGCAGCUGCUCGUACAUACACAACUCUGAUAGUAAAUUCUACUACAACGACCGCCUCGGCGACUACUGACGCUGUUGUUCCCACAACGCUUUCACCGUGGAAAAUUCGGCCUUUAACACUGGCGCAAAAUAAAUUAAGCGCCGGAUCUGUCACGGGUAUCGUGCUUGGUGUACUUUUGGGCGUUUUGAUUGUGAGUGUGGGUACUGUGGCGGUAAUUGCGAAAGGGCGGUGUGCAGCUUGGUGGACAUCCUUGCGCAAUGGUGAAUCAAUAUGGAGAGCAUUUAGGAAUAGAAAAGCCAACGAGGACUACGGCGUCGCAUUUACUAAUGAAAUCAGCUCUUAAAAUAAAAGAACCCGUGGCGGCUUUAUCGCCAUGGGAUUGUACUUUUCCUUGGUGAAUACACAAAUGCUGCUUAAAUAUUACCCGGUUCUACGGCAAGCAAUUUUUUGACGUGCUUUAGACAUCGUCUGAGCACAACACGCCGUCUUUAGAACGGCAUGUUUCAGUAUACUUAUGGAGCCCCUUUUUAUGUACAUUUUCACGUCUAAAAUACCUGGUCUACGGAACUAUAUUAUGGCUUUUUGAAACUCAAAAAACACCCAUCCAAAGGACAUCUUUUGGAUGAAGAAUACAUGGGUGCUUUUUUCUCAAAUAGAACCGGGUUAUUCAAACUUCGCUUUCAGUUGAAUCCGAUGCUUUCACUAUUUUUCUACAAAUGUUUAUGGAGCUUGCUCAGCUUUGAUUUUACGUUCCUGACAACUUAAAUAAAAUCAUAAGUAAAAACUGUAUUAAAGUAGCCGAG
Paramacrobiotus metropolitanus is the source of this 2704-nucleotide messenger RNA. RefSeq lists its product as uncharacterized. The record is from RefSeq and is a predicted model, not a curated record. Gene Ontology annotation, molecular function: zinc ion binding; metalloendopeptidase activity. Bases 199 to 2244 code for a protein of 681 amino acids. Lineage: Eukaryota; Metazoa; Tardigrada; Eutardigrada; Parachela; Macrobiotidae. The transcript is spliced from 4 exons. Gene Ontology annotation, biological process: proteolysis.